This is a messenger RNA of Aspergillus ibericus CBS 121593, 2122 nucleotides long. Its product is annotated as GMC family oxidoreductase. Lineage: Eukaryota; Fungi; Ascomycota; Eurotiomycetes; Eurotiales; Aspergillaceae. The record is from RefSeq and is a predicted model, not a curated record. Gene Ontology annotation, biological process: secondary metabolite biosynthetic process. The coding region runs from base 1 to 1902 and encodes 633 amino acids. Gene Ontology annotation, molecular function: oxidoreductase activity, acting on CH-OH group of donors; flavin adenine dinucleotide binding. The transcript is spliced from 6 exons.
AUGCAUUUCAACAUGCCAUCUCAUCUGCGGUCUGUCGCCCUCGUCUCGCUCUUUUUGGGCUCAGCGGUCUCCUCGCCGUUUGUCUACCACCGUCGCCCGCAGUUGCAGCAGUAUCUGGGCCCCGAAGCGAACCAGAACCCGUCCGAACCGACCGAGCCGUAUGACUACGUGGUGGUGGGCGGCGGCGUGACCGGCCUCAUCGCGGCGGCCCGGCUGGCCGACGCGUCCUACAGUGUGGCUGUCGUCGAAAAGGGCGGAUACUAUGAGCAGAUGACGGGCAAUUUGAGUGAGGUGCCGGGAUAUACCGAGCUGUUUGAUAACAGCAAGACUCCUCCCCGGGAUGAGGUGGAGCACUGGUGGGAGGUGGCUGGCACGCCGGAAACCAACAACCGCAAGUUGAACUUUACCGGCGGCAAGAUGAUCGGUGGCAGCCAUGCCUUCUCGUACUUUGGCUACCUGCACCCGACCGUCGGUGCCAUGCAGAAAUGGGCCGACGAUGUGGGCGAUGAAUCGUGGACCUAUCCCAACACCCGCAAGUUCUUCGACCAAUCCAUGUUCUUCACGCCUCCCAAUGACACCACGCGGUGGGCCAAUGCCACGCCCGAGUAUGACCCCAGCUACCAGGGCAGCGGCCCCUUGGAGAUCACCUACCCGCGGUGGGCACAGCCCUUCAGCACCUGGCUCGUCCGCGCCUUCGAUGCCCUGGGGGUGACUCAUACCUUGAGCUAUGCCACGGGCGAGCUCUUCGGCUCGAGUUGGAUCCUGGACACAAUCAACAGCACCGAUGGCACCCGGUCCACCACCUGGACGGCCUACGUCAAGAAUGCGCCACCCAAAAAGAAGCUCGAUGUGUAUACCUUUUCCCUCGCGGACAAGAUCCGCUUUGACGGGAAGACGGCGACGGGAGUCGAUGUGACUCGGAAUUUACCGGAUGAGCCCGAGGAAAAGUUCACCAUCCAGGCCAAGAACGAGGUGGUCCUGGCCGGCGGAGGCAUUCUCUCCCCGCAGCUGCUGCUGGUCUCGGGCGUCGGACCCGCUGCAACGCUGGCCGAAUGGGAUAUCCCGGUGGUGCUGGACAAGCCGGGGGUGGGACAGAACAUGCAUGAUCAUAUCGUCUUUGGCGUUACCUACCGCGUCAAUAUCCCCACCUCGUCCAUCCUUCUGGAUCAGGACACUCGGUGGCAACAUGAGGAUUUGUUCAAAGAGAAUGUCACCGGCAUGCUGGUCAACCCGGGUCCGGAUUACGGUGCCAUCGUGGAUAUUCCCAGCGAUCUCCGGAAUUUCAGCGCGGAAGUCAAGCAGGAUCUGGCUGCCUUGCCUAAGGACUGGCCCGAGCUCAUCAUCGUCGGGUUCCCCCUCGGCCACGACUGGCCCAACGAUGGCAACUAUGCCACGCUCAUGGGGAUCCCCAUGACCGCCAAGUCCACGGGCCACAUUGAGCUCCAGUCCGCCGACAUGGCCGAUAAGCCCAAGAUAGUCCCGAAGUGGCUCACGAGCCGCACCGACCUGGAAGUCUCCGUCGCGUCGCUGAAGUAUAUGCGUCGGGUGUUCGAGAACCCAGCCCUCUCCGAGAUCCUCGCGAGCGAUGAGAUCUCCCCCGGCACGGAGGCCGUCACCUGGGACGAGUUGGAAGAUGCCCUGAAGAGCGGAUACCGCUCCAUGCAUCAUCCCGCGGCGACCCUGCGGAUGGGUCGGGCGGAUGACCCCGACGCGGUGACGGAUAGCACGGGCAAGAUUAUGGGAUUGGAUAAUGUGCGAGUCGUUGAUCCUUCGGCCUUCCCGUUCCUGCCGCCUGGUUUGCCCCUGGCUCCUGCUUUCAUGUUCGCGGAGAAGAUCACCGAUAACAUCAUCAACGACCAGAAGAAGAAGGGUCGUCAUGGUAAGCAUCGCACGGAUCUUUAAAUAGGAGCUGAAGACAGGUGAGGUGAAGAAGGGGCAUGAUGGACCUGGCUACUGUUGGAAGGCCGCUGGAUCGUGGAAGCGCGGACCAGCAGGCCAUUCACUAGCGGUCUAUUGGCGAGUCAUGUGGCUUUUCUGAUUUGUAGGUUUCCUCUUCUGGGUCCUAAGGGAGACAAUAGGUCCCAGUGUACCAGAUGGACCUCAGAUAAUAUUUAAUAAAUGC